AUGCUUGAAAUGCCUAAGAGACUUGCCUCUUAGAAGUCUAAUUUGGACGCUAAUUUCCUCUUUAGACUACUAAGUUCACAAUCUACUAGAUAUACUCUUUAAGAGCCAAGCUAAUAUACUCGAUAUAAAACAAUAGGAUCUUUUCUAGGCGUAAAAGAGUGUCUAUAUUGUGAUACUGAUGCAUCUGACAGUGUUGAGAUUAGAAAUUUGCUCAUGCUUUGCGCUACCAAGGCUACUAUCUAGCAAGAGUUUUACAAUGUCAAAAAUAUCAACAAUAUCCUUUAUAAUCGCUAAGUGCAUCUAGUUUCAGUCUUUAAAGAUUACUUGAUUUACGAUGAUAUCUGCGAAUUCAUCACGGCUUAUUACAAUAUAAAGGAAGCAAAAAAGCUCUUUGGGAAAUUAGCAUUGAAUGAAAGUGAAAAACAAUAAUAAGCUCAAACGAUUGCCUUCACACCUAAUUAUCACAACCUAGAAUUAAAGCAUCUCCUAUUAUGA
Molecule: messenger RNA, 495 nt
Organism: Stylonychia lemnae
Lineage: Eukaryota; Ciliophora; Spirotrichea; Sporadotrichida; Oxytrichidae
Source: the annotation of a GenBank genome assembly